Paraphaeosphaeria sporulosa is the source of this 2079-nucleotide messenger RNA. Its product is annotated as MFS general substrate transporter. The transcript is spliced from 4 exons. Gene Ontology annotation, molecular function: transmembrane transporter activity. The coding region runs from base 1 to 2079 and encodes 692 amino acids. The record is from RefSeq and is a predicted model, not a curated record. Gene Ontology annotation, biological process: transmembrane transport. Lineage: Eukaryota; Fungi; Ascomycota; Dothideomycetes; Pleosporales; Didymosphaeriaceae.
AUGGUGGGUGGUGGGGAAGACGUAGUUGAUCUGGGGCGAAGAGAAACCCUACAGUGCUGCGCAGCUAUUUCCCAACUGAGCUGGACCCUGGCCCUAGCGGUUCGCCCAAACUGUGGGAUCACCACCGCUCCUCCCUCUCAUUGGACGGACUUCCCUUGCAUCGAUCAUCUGCUAAGCAAAGCCCUCGGUAAGAUGAGGUCCCGGGCAUCGGUUGCAGGCCUCCUUCGAACGGGCCCUUCGCUGAUGGUCGAUGUAACAGCGCGUAGAGGAGCCAUGGGCGUUCUAGAGACUGAGGCAAAUCGGCGGUCCCUCGAUACUGAAGGGGACAAACAGACAGUGGGUAAUGAGAAGCAAACACUAGAGAAAGAGGAUGUGCCGAAUGGGAGGAUAGGAGGUGAAGAGGAGGCUGAGGCGGAGACUGAGGCGACUCCUACUGCGAAGCGGUCGGAGGAGAGAGAAGCAACGGCAGAAACUGGGACUGCACAAGGAGAGAAAUCGCCUGCACAAGCCGAAGCUGACGAAGUGCCAGAAGAGCCGGAAGACGAGUCGAAAUACUUAUCUGGUUUCAAACUCGGCGUUCUGUCUCUGGGUCUCUGUCUGACGACAUUCGUCAUCGCCCUAGACAACACCAUUAUCGCUACUGCUAUCCCCAAGAUCACCACCGUGUUCAAUUCGCUCAACGACGUAGGCUGGUACGGAUCCUCGUACUUGCUGACCACCUGCUCACUACAACCGAGCUUUGGAAAGAUCUACACGUACUUCGACGUCAAGUACACCUACCUUUUCGCUCUGGUCCUGUUCGAAAUCGGCUCGAUUAUAUGUGCUGCAGCGACCAGCAGUCCGAUGUUCAUUGUUGGUAGGGCGAUUGCUGGAGCUGGCGCCGCAGCGCUCUUCUCAGGAGGCAUGACGAUCAUUGGCUAUUCGGUACCUCUGCGCAAGCGUGCCAUCUAUAUCGCAGCGUUGUCCUCCAUGUUUGGAAUUGCCAGCGUUGUGGGACCUCUUCUUGGGGGCGCGUUAACAGACAAGGUCUCGUGGAGAUGGUGUUUCUGGAUCAACCUACCCUUUGGAGGAAUAUCUCUUGCGGUAGUGUUCUUCUUCUUCUCUAACCCCGAGCGUCAAUAUAGCCACAUGUCGUUCAAGCAGCGGAUAAAGGAGGUCGACAUCAUCGGCGCGAUCUUCCUCAUUUGCGCCAUAGUGUGCUUACUUCUCGCAUUGCAAUGGGGCGGACUCGUGUACCCUUGGAAGAACUCCAAAGUCUGGGGAAAUCUCUUAGGCUUUGGACUGAUCAUCAGUGUGUUCAUCGGCAUCCAGAUCUGGCAGAAAGACCGGGCAACCAUUCCACUGCGCGUCAUGAAGCAGCAGACCGUACUCGUGAGCUGCGCCUUCACGGCUUUCCUCUCCAUGGCAAUGUACACCCACAUCUUCUACCUCCCGUUCUACUUCCAAGCCUCGAAAGGCACCACAGCCGAGGGCUCCGGCAUCCGCACAAUCGCCUACUUAUGCAGCCUCACGCUCUCGUCCAUCAUCAGUGGCGGCCUCAUCACUGUCGUCGGCUGGUACGCGCCCUUCAUGUGGGCAGGCAGCGCGCUCUUUGCUGUCGGCUCAGGCAUGCUGUACACGCUCAAGAUCAACUCCACGGCCUCGCAAUGGAUCGGCUACCAAGUCAUCACUGGCUUCGGUGCCGGAGCCGCCGUUCAGAUCCCCUUCGUCGCAGUUCAGGUCGUCACGACUACCAAAGACAUGCCCGUGGCAAAUGCGCUUGUCAUGUUCUUCAACUCUCUCGGCGGCGCGAUCGCUAUCUCUAUUGCGCAGAACAUCUUCAUCAACAGUCUGGCAAAGGAAAUACCGAGGUAUGCGCCGGAAGUGGAUCCGAGAAUUGUGAUUAAUGCAGGGGCGACGUAUGUGAGGCAGGUGGUCCCGGUGGAGUAUUUGCAGGGUGUACUGGAGGCUUAUACGCGGGCUAUCACGACCGCGCUGGUGUUGAGUAUUGCGACGGCUUGUAUAGCGGCGUUGGUAAGUUUUGGGAUGGAGUGGAGGAGUAUCAAGGGGAAGAAGAUUAUUCCGGCUGGUGGAGGGUAG